Telopea speciosissima is the source of this 1175-nucleotide messenger RNA. RefSeq names its product protein PHOSPHATE-INDUCED 1-like. The record is from RefSeq and is a predicted model, not a curated record. Lineage: Eukaryota; Viridiplantae; Streptophyta; Magnoliopsida; Proteales; Proteaceae. The coding region runs from base 59 to 1021 and encodes 320 amino acids. The transcript has 2 exons.
UCUUCUUUUUGCUUCCUUCUUCACUUUAAAUUUCUAAUUACUGAAGCUUCUUCUGAGUAUGGCCUUUUCAUCUUCUGUUUCCCUUCUGCUCUUACAACUCAUGGUUGUUGUUUCCCUCUUUCAUGUCUCCUCUGCCGGGAGAAAGCUCACUGAGUUGGUGCAGGAGCAACCCUUGCUUCAAUACCACAAGGGCUCUCUCCUCUCCGGCCAAAUCUCUGUCAAUCUCCUUUGGUACGGUAAAUUCAAACCUUCCCAACGUGCCAUCGUCGCUGAUUUCAUCACUUCCCUCACCACAACUCAGACGACCCAAACCCAACAACCCUCUGUUCUCACAUGGUGGAAAACCACUGAGAAAUACUACCACCUCAGCUCCAAAAAACCCUCUUCUCUCUCCCUCCACCUGGGUAAACAGCUCCUGGACGAGAACUACUCCUUGGGUAAAUCUCUCACCAGUAAGCAACUCGUUCAGCUCGCUGCCAGAGGCGAACAGAGGAACGCCAUUAACGUUGUCUUGACCGCCUCUGAUGUUGCCGUUGAAGGGUUCUGUCUCAGCAGGUGUGGGACACAUGGUUCUUCUCCAAGUCACCAGAUGAAGAAUGUUCACAACAAGAAGUACAAGUUCGCUUACAUCUGGGUCGGCAACUCAGAGACCCAGUGUCCUGGUCAAUGUGCUUGGCCCUUCCACCAGCCCAUCUAUGGACCUCAGAGCUCUCCUCUGGUUGCACCCAACAAUGACGUUGGCCUCGACGGUAUGAUUAUCAAUCUGGCUAGCCUCUUGGCUGGAACUGCUACGAACCCAUUUGGUAAUGGUUACUACCAAGGAUCUGCAGAGGCACCUCUUGAAGCUGCUUCUGCUUGCCCCGGUAUCUAUGGGAAAGGAGCUUAUCCGGGUUAUGCCGGUGAGUUGUUGGUGGAUUCGACGACCGGUGCUAGCUACAAUGCCCACGGCGUUAAUGGGAGGAAGUACCUUGUUCCUUCCCUGUACGAUCCUACCACAUCUUCGUGCUCGACACUGGUCUAGAUCAACUGUAGCAGUGAAUAGCUAGCUGUAUAUUUCUUGUAAUAGUAGGAGUAGAGAAGGAUAUGGAAUUUAUUGAUUUAUUUGUUCUUUUUGCCCCCUUUAUAAUGGAAGAAUCUAUAAAGCAAAUUAUUUGGGUUUGCUCCUUCAAUCAAAA